UGAACACAUGUUUUGCUGCGAAAUGUGUUAAAGUUUUUUGAAUCGAGUUUUCAUUGAAUCGUUUGAAUUGUUUUGUGUUUUAAUUGCCAUUAAAUUCAUUGUAAACGAUGUCUGACGUGAAGACAAACCAAGACAUGGUUGGGAAGAAGCGUCGCAAACGGCGAGUGACUGAUGAGGUGAGUGAACAGGUCUUGGAGGCCAUAGUCUUCGGCAAAGAAUUGGAUGUUUUGGAGAAAAUCAGCAAAAAAUGCAAAAACAAAGAAACGGAUCCAAAGGUGGAGUUCUUCGAAGACAAGAGUCUCGCAGACCAUCGGGUGGUGAUCGACAGCGACGGUAGUGAUGGCAGCGGAGGGUCUGAUGAGUCGGAUUCGGGCGAUGAAAUGGAUGACACGAAAAGUGAUUUCAAUUUAAGACGAGUCGCUGAAGAAGUGAUGGACAGCGAGACCAAGAAGAAGAGUGUUUGGAGUGAUUCCGAUGACUAUAUCGAUGUGUCGGACGCUAUGAAGGACUGCAGAAAAUUACCGAAAAGAGUGACCAAAGAAGACAAAUAUAAAGACUAUUUGGAGAAUAAAUUCAAUGAUUUGUAUAAAACGCCGAAAUGGGCGCAAAUGGCAGACAAAGACAAGUCGAGUGACGACAGCGACAGUGAUAGCGACGAAGACGUGGAUCAGACGGCGCAGAGGUUUAAGGCGAGGUCUCAAGGCCUGGAUAAGAGGUUUUUGGCGUUUAAGAAGUGCACGCAUUUGACAAAUGACCACAAAAUGAAGUCAUCGCUAAAUUGUGUUGAGUUUCAUCCGACCUCAACGGUGGCGAUGGUGUCGGCGCCCAACGGAACGGUACGCCUAUUCCAAGUGGACGGCAAAAUCAACGCCAGAAUACAAAGCAUUCAAUUCAAGGACUUUAUGAUAGAAACGGCGAAAUUCAACAAAACGGGCGAAGAGUUGAUUGUGGGCUCGAAGAGAGAGUCCGGUUAUUACUACUAUUACGAUAUGAUUGUCGGAAAGAUUGUGAAAAUACCGUUCAUUAGAGGCAAACAAAAGCUGUCGUUAGAGAAGUUUGUUCUCUCGGAUGACCACAAACUGAUUGCUUCCAAAGGAAACAAUGGUUUCAUUCACGUGUUGACCGCAAAAACCAAAGAACAUAUCUUUGACCUCAAAAUGAACGGAGAGGUGAUGUCAUUGGACUUCAGCGAAGACUCUAACCUACUGUUCAGUCAUGGAAAUGAGGGUAAAGUGUAUGUCUGGGAUGUGAGGACAAGAAAGUGCGUCAAUAGGUUUGUGGACGAGGGAUGUGUGACCGGCACUGCCAUCAGACUGUCGCCCGACUCGAAGUACUGCUGCACCGGAUCCGAUAUGGGGGUCUUAAAUGUGUAUAAAUAUAGUGAUGUCUUAACGCAAACGCAACCGAAACCACUGAAGAGUUUAAUGAAUUUAACGACAGAAAUAUCACAUUUGAAAUUCAAUCACACCUCAGAGUUAUUGCUGAUGUCGUCCACGGCUAAGGAUAACAGUGUUAAAUGCGUUCACAUGAAUACGUUAACUGUUUAUCGAAACUUCCCGUUUGCGGCCAAAAAUUAUGGCCGUAUUUACGAUACAGACAUUUCCCUCAAUAGCGGUUACCUUACGUUCGCCACGAAUGGCGGAACCGCUCACCUCUUUAGGCUAAAUAGUUUUGGCGAUUAUUAAGUACUUUAAAGUUAUCGUUAUAUUUGAGUACAGAUUUUUAGAAAUCUCUAAUUGAUAUGAAUUGUCACAUAAAUUAUGUAUAUUUUAAUUAUACCGUAAAUGAAAUAAAAAUUAUUUUUACCGGC
Oppiella nova is the source of this 1810-nucleotide messenger RNA. The record is from the annotation of a GenBank genome assembly. NCBI's taxonomy places the organism in Eukaryota, Metazoa, Arthropoda, Arachnida, Sarcoptiformes, Oppiidae.